Molecule: messenger RNA, 1644 nt
Organism: Suillus fuscotomentosus
Lineage: Eukaryota; Fungi; Basidiomycota; Agaricomycetes; Boletales; Suillaceae
Product: glycoside hydrolase family 16 protein
Exons: 11
Coding region: 1-1644 (547 amino acids)
Biological process (GO): carbohydrate metabolic process
Molecular function (GO): hydrolase activity, hydrolyzing O-glycosyl compounds
Source: RefSeq, a predicted model, not a curated record
AUGGCUUCACCCCGUCCUUUCUUUCUGACUCCUUCAAGUUCAGAUGACCAUUCAUCACAGGAAGACAGUCCAGACUCACCACGACCAAGAAUAAGCAAACGACGUCAAGACCCUCCCCCUUCCGCCUUCACCUUCCCCUUCGCUGACCCUGCAAGAAGAUCGCCUUUUCUAUCCCCCGCUUCACGUCCAUCAACCAUAUGGUCCCCUCCACCCGUAUCCGCUAAUCCUUCUGUCAUCGCACUCCCCCUCACACAGAAGAAACCAAUUCAAUCAACCCGCCUCAAAUCAAAACUCACCAAAGACGAUAAACCAUGGCUCACAAAGAAACGUCGUUGCGAAUCAGGAAGCUGGUGGCUCACCUUUGUAGCUGCCCUCUUGGGCGUCCUUAUAGCAGCAGCACUCUGCUUCAGAGGUUGGGAAUCCGUAGACCUCCUCUCAGACAGUCAACUCUGUCUCGUCAUGCAAGACGACUUUGACAGUUCUAUCGACCCCAAUAAUUGGAGUCUUGACGUCGAGCUCGGUGGUUUCGGCAACGGUGAAUUUGAAAUGACAACCGACAAUCCCUCCAACGUCUACAUCUCAAAUGGACAACUCUACAUCAUGCCCACACUCACGAGCGACUCCAUCGACGGCGGCUGGGCUUCGGUCAUGGAUGGAGCGACCUAUUCGCUUCCAGACUGUACAGCUCAAGGCGGAGGCUCGGGUAACUCCACGACCACCGGUUCAAGCAAUUCUACUACCAGCAGUAAUUCCACCACCGCCUCUAGCAACCCAUGCACAGCUGUUUCAAAUAACCAGAGCGGCACUAUCAUCAACCCCGUCAUGAGCGGUCGUCUUAAUACCCGUGGAAAACAGACUAUCAAGUAUGGCCGUGUCGAGGUCCGCGCAAAACUGCCUCAGGGAGACUGGUUGUGGCCCGCUAUUUGGAUGCUUCCUCAGGGUAACAGUACAAGCUCAAGCACAGCUCAGGGAACGGGAGUUUAUGGCGCGUGGCCCCUCAGCGGCGAGAUCGAUAUAAUGGAAGCCCGCGGCAACCUUCCUUCAUAUCCCGCUCAAGGUUCGAACUAUGUCCGCUCGUCCCUAAAUUAUGGGCCGUUUGCGGGUGGCUCUACGCCCAUCUCUACCGGCACAAGCACCACCGCCAACCUCCUGAAAAGCAUCUACGGCUGGGUAAGCACCAAACGCGGGAAUUUUGCCGACGGGUUCCACGUUUAUGCGUUGGAGUGGACCGGCGAGUGGAUGAGGUUUUAUACGGAUGAUCGGCUGCAGGCAAUGAUCAACCUAAAAAUAUCCUCCAAAUCCUCCGAUUCCUAUUUCUUCAAUACAGGUGGAUUCCCAGGUGUAGCUAUGAAUGCGUCGAGUGGAAAGGAAGUGGUCGUCGAAGAUCCGUGGAGUACGGCAUAUGGGGGGAGUGCUGCUGCCCCUUUUGAUCAGGAAUUCUAUCUUGUGAUCGAUCUGGCGGUUGGCGGGACGAGUGGGUGGUUCCCAGAUAGUGUAGGUGGAAAGCCGUGGUAUGAUGGAUCUGCUACUGCGAUGCGCGAUUUCGCAAGUAAGUACGAACAGUGGAGCGCUACGUGGCCUUCGAAUCCGGAUGAGCGUGCGUUUAGGAUUGAUUAUGUGAAGAUGUGGAACCUCUGCGGGUGA